This is a messenger RNA of Sinocyclocheilus grahami, 947 nucleotides long. Its product is annotated as akirin-2. Gene Ontology annotation, cellular component: nucleus; chromatin. NCBI's taxonomy places the organism in Eukaryota, Metazoa, Chordata, Actinopteri, Cypriniformes, Cyprinidae. Gene Ontology annotation, biological process: positive regulation of innate immune response; positive regulation of transcription by RNA polymerase II. The transcript is spliced from 4 exons. The coding region runs from base 407 to 871 and encodes 154 amino acids. The record is from RefSeq and is a predicted model, not a curated record. Gene Ontology annotation, molecular function: transcription coregulator activity.
UGUAGUUGCCAUAUCAGGUCUCGACCGCAAUCGUGUGCGAGGAAGAAUCUCGCAAAAACUACAAGUACCGGCUUCGCCCGGAAGCCCCCGCGCAUGCGCAGAGCAACGGCCUCGUCGAAUGUUUUGUUUCCACGCCAUAUUUGUUUUAGCCGGCUAGCGCUCGCUCGAGACUCAAUCCGCCAUCAUCGGCGCUUUCCUGAGGAGAAUCGGCUCCACAACUGCGUUCCUCACAGCAAACACGCGCUUGUGUUCUCUCAGCCAAGGUUUUGGCCGCAGAUUUAAAUAAAAACGAAGCGAUCGAGUCGCGUUCCCUUGAGAUCGGAGCGGGACUGUGACUAGCAGGGGUCUGUCGCUGCUCGGCGGAUUAUUUCUGAUCCUAUUUUAAUCACACACCAGCUUCGACAGAAUGGCGUGCGGAGCCACUCUGAAAAGGACAAUGGAUUUCGACCCUCUGCUGAGCCCGGCGUCCCCGAAGAGGAGGAGGUGUGCGCCCAUGUCCCCGUCCCCGCAGAAGUACCUGCGCAUGGAGCCCUCGCCCUUCGGCCGGCUGUCCUCGGCGCUCACCGCAGAGCAAAUCCUGAGCAACAUCAAGCAGGAGUACAAGCGCAUGCAGAAGCGGAGGCACCUGGAGAGCAGCUUCCAGCAGACGGACUCCAGCUGUUUCCCGCUGGACGCUCCGCCACACGCCUCCAGCAGCAGCACAGGUACACUGACAGGUGCAGCACGCCUCGGCCCCCUCAUCGAGUCCAGCGCUGCGAUGGCGUUGCGUGUUGUUUUUGCCUUUCCAGAGCAAUACGAUGCUUUCGUGAAGUUCACCCAUGACCAGCUGAUGAGGCGGUUCGGGGAGCAGCCUGCCAGCUAUGUGUCCUGAGCGCGCCUUGCUGUCAGACGGCGUCUUGUCCUGUGGAUCUCUGCCUGUGUGAGCUCCUGACGCUCAGGAUAGGUCC